This is a messenger RNA of Papaver somniferum (opium poppy), 1491 nucleotides long. RefSeq lists its product as uncharacterized. Bases 20 to 1222 code for a protein of 400 amino acids. The transcript has 2 exons. The record is from RefSeq and is a predicted model, not a curated record. NCBI's taxonomy places the organism in Eukaryota, Viridiplantae, Streptophyta, Magnoliopsida, Ranunculales, Papaveraceae.
GAUACACAAAAUUCUUAACAUGGUAUCAGAGCCAGUUUCGAAACCUAAAAAAAAAAAAAAAACACUAAAGAUGGUUAACGAAAUUGAAUCAUCCAAAGGAAAGACGGUGGAAUAUGAUGUACAAAAGAAGAACCCUGUAUAUUACCUAGGUUCGAGUGAUGGAUCAGGAAAUAUCAUCACGCCAAUAAGUUUGAGAGGAAAUAAUUAUGAUGAAUGGGCUAGAGCCAUAAGAAGAUCGUUAAUAGCCAAAAGAAAAUUUGGUUUUAUUGAUGGAACAGUUACAAGACCUGAAGAUCCGGAUCAGUUAGAAGAAUGGAUAGCAGUGCAAUCAAUGCUGGUCUCAUGGAUCAGUAACACGCUGGAGUUAUCAGUGAGAUCAACUCUGGGAGAUUAUGAGGAUGCAAGUCUAUUAUGGGCACACUUGAAGAGAAGAUUUUGCGUUGUUAGUGGAACAAGAAUAUGCCAACUAAAAACAUCUUUAAGUGACUGCAAACAGAAGAAAACGGAGGAAGUUGCUAUAUAUUUUGGAAGAUUGAACAAAAUAUGGGAUGAGAUGGUGACUUAUAUGAAGAUACCCCAAUGCAAGUGUGGAAAGUGCACCUGUAAUAUUGCAUCUCAGGUAAGUUUGUUGAGAGAAGAAGAUUUAUUGCAUUAUUUUCUGAUUGGGUUAGAUUCUGUAUACAGCUCUUUGCGUGAACAAUUGAUUGCAAGAGAACCAUUGCCGUCUGUGGAUGUUGCAUAUCAAACAAUUGUGAACUCAGAACGCCUGAAAAUUGGAGAUGGAGUUGUGUCUACAGAGAUGCAAGAGAAUGUUAUGGCUUUUAAGGUGCAAUCUGAUCAACGCCUACUUAAUAGUGCUUAUGAUCCCAACAAGUACUGCAAAACUUGCAGCAGACAAGGACACUCUGAUGAUGGCUGUUUUAAGAUUAUUGGAUAUCCAGAAUGGUGGGGAGACAGACCAAAGAAUGGAAGAGGAGGAAGAACUGGAGGAAGAGGACGUACUGGAAGAGGAGGUAGAGGACAAGGAGGAAAUCCUGUUCGUGCUCAUAACCUGCAUAUUUCGGCAGCAAAGGAGAGUGCUGGUACGUCAUCAGCUGAUGGAACGGGUCUAGUAGGAGUUAAAGCAGCACAAGUUCAAGAGGUGAUGGAGUUUUUAAACUCAAGAAAGUCUGGUUCUCAUCUACAAGGACCGGUCUACGAGGAGGAUGAUUGGAGUGGCUGAGAGACAAGGUGGACUAUAUAUUUUCUGUGGUGUGCCGCAUGUUGAAGUUAUGGCUGUGCAUGAAGAUUUAUAUGAGUUGUGGCAUCAGCGUAUGGGACAUCCUUCAGAAAAAGUUUUGCAGAAAUUGCAAGGUGUGAGUAGAUUAAUUAAGAAGAAUAAUGAUGCUUGUGAUAUUUGUCCCCGGGCAAAGCAUCGUAGAAGCAGUUUUGCUAGUAGUUUGAGUAAAUCGAAUUGUAUUUUUGAUUUAGUUCAUAUAGAUUUAUGGGGUC